UUUGCAUUGUGCUGUGCUUUUCCAGCGAUGUCUCUUUAAAUGAGGGAGCGUAAGUGUGACUGUGGUUGGUUUUCUUCAGCUCUGCCUGUUAGUUCGCAUAACAUCUGAUGGACCAGAGCAACACGCAGUUCAAAACAGGUGCAGUUCAAAACAGAGAGAAUUCUGACAAACAAACAAAGCGCUCGUUUCUGUAAAUACGCAAAUAACGUGCUUGUCGUUCUAUUCGAACGCCGGAGCAACAUUGUGUUCAUUUCAUCAGUAUGUCAGUGAAGAUCUGAAGAACUUUCUGCUUGGAAACCUCAGGUGUGAUAGGACUGCUAACUAACUGCCUGGAGCAGCAACACGAAUCACUGGAUAUACAGACUGGAUGUAACCUCUGACUUGUCCCAAACACGUAACUCUGCUUAUAUAAAGUGCUUUGUUUUGAUCUGUAAUUGUGAUGCGCGGGGAUCCGGCAUAUGCAGCUUUAGUAAGCAACUCUCUGCGCAGACGGAGCAUCGCAGUGCAUCUACUUCCAGAUGUCCAUCUCUCUCUGCUCGUAACAGGUGGAGCUACUUUCACUCCAUCUGUCCGCUGCUGAAGUGGCAUAUAUGGGCAACCAGGUUGACAAACUGUCACACCUAAGUUACGCCGAAGUUCCCACGACUGACCCUAACGGACUCGACACAGAGGAAGACGGCCCGCGGAUCGGGGUCUCGUACAUUUUCGCCACCGACGACGACGAACUGGAUGAUAAUCAUCAUCAGCAUGUCGAUGGAUCGGAGCAGAAGGAGGAAGAGAAGCACCACAACGAGCUGGACUGCGCGGUUUACCACCGAGACGAGUGCAUUUAUGAGAGAAGUAGCAACACUACGGAACUGGAGACGUUCAGCCCGGAGAAUUUACUGAACAAAUGUAAGCCCGGGGACGUGCUGGAGUUCGUGUCCGCCGGUCAGUACCCGCACUGGGCUGUGUACGUCGGGGACUUCCAGGUGGUGCACCUGCACCGGGCGGAGGUCAAGAACAGUUUCCUGACCGAUGCUAGUCAGGGCAGGCGGGGCAGGAUCGUGAACGAGCUGUACAAAUUCAAGCCCCUCGGUCCUGACAUGGUGGUGCAGAACGCGAUGGAGCAGGUGGGCGCGAAAGACAGAGAGUUAAGUUGGAGAAAUUCGGAGUGUUUUGCCGCUUGGUGCAAAUUCGGCAAACGGGAGUUCAAAAUGGGAGGGGAGAUACGGAUAGGAAAACAGCCGUACAGAUUAAAGCUCUUCUUGCCUGACAAACAGUUUCAUGUGCUGGAGUUUCAGAGUUUGGAGGAUUUGAUCAUGGAAAAGAGAAGAAAUGAUCAGAUCGGUAAAGCGGCUGUUAUACAGGAGUUAGCGCAUCAUUUGAGCAAUAGCGGAAGUGAAGCGAACGUUCAUUGACGUGCAACAGGUAGCAGAGAGAAAUGUAUCCCAACAUAACACGUGCGUGAUUCUCACGAAACCCGUUCGUAACAUAAAUUAUUUUUUUGUUGAAAGAAAAUGACAGAACUGGGACAGAUUCUGACUGGUCAACUCUAUGAUACAGUAUCAGCUCUUCAUCAUAUCACUGCGCCGCUCCCAUAGCAGAUGUUAUGUCAUAUCAGGGACUAUAUCUUUUAGCGUAAGGAUAUCACUGAAUACAUUUAAUUAAUAAAAAGUUUCAACAAAAAUGUGUCCUUAAUAUUAUUAAUUUUAUUAAUAUUAGUAAUGGCUAAACGGAUCAGCUGUGGUGUCCCCGUAUUUACAUUUUUAGAGCACACGAUUGGUUUAUUGGUUAAGAUGUUUAGCAUUGUAACUUAUUGUGAUCACUGUAAAAAAUAUGUUCUUAAAGACUCAUUACAGCAGUGUUUUGAACAUAUAUAUCGGCUAGUAUUACCAUCUUUAAUUUAUGUUGAUUUCAAUAAAAUAAAAUGCAUUGCAUAUACAGUUGGCUAGUAUUACAUCUUUAAUUUGUUAUUUUCAAUAAAAUAAAAUGCAUUGAAAAUAAUGAAAAUAGAAAGAAGCAGGCUGAAUUAUAGUCAUGGGAAACUGUGUUAAACUUGCUAAAUUGUCUUAAAAAUAAUGUUACAAUGAAAAACAUCUUAAUGGGCAUAAAUGCAGGAAUCAUUUACUUUUAGCAAAAAUAUUUUUUUUCUUAAUUUCGGGCUUCGUGAGAUUCAUCUAUAUGUUGGUAUCUGACAUCACAUAUUAUGAUGACAAAUUAUGUUAAUUUUCCUUCUGAAAUUGAAAUAAUUUCUCAGUUAUUAAAUUUUUUUAAGUUGGGUGGUAUUGUUUUUCUAAUAGAUUGCCUCUCAAGUUGUAAGCUGUUCUCUGUAAUGUAUAAUCAGGCUCUCUGUGAGUUGCAAAAUAGCCAUAAAUCAUCAUAUGUGGACCUUGCUUUCUAAAAGUUUUGGCACACAUUAAAUUACAGCAAGUAAACAGUGACUGAAUCCACCUGUUUACCCUCCUCUCUCUCUCUCUCUCUCUCUCUGUUAUUCUGGCUUUUAUCAUUACACAGUGCUUUGAAAACAUAUUUUAUCAUUACACAGUGCUCUGAGAACAUGACCUCAC
Molecule: messenger RNA, 2549 nt
Organism: Labeo rohita (rohu)
Lineage: Eukaryota; Metazoa; Chordata; Actinopteri; Cypriniformes; Cyprinidae
Gene: lratd2a
Product: LRAT domain containing 2a
Exons: 1
Coding region: 591-1400 (269 amino acids)
Source: RefSeq, a predicted model, not a curated record